AUGGCCCGUCGCAAGAAGACGUCCCCCAUGGCCGACCAAACUGGUUGUCGACUCCUGGGACUGCCAGCUGAACUAAGGAAUCGAAUCUACGGCCUCGUUCUCUCUUGCACCUCCCACCGAAUUCCCUGCUGCAACUCCCGCCUCAACAUCGGUGAAAAGAAGAAACACGGGGCACCUGGACUCCUUCUCACAUGCAAACAAAUUCACACUGAAACAAUUUCGAUGUUCUACGCACAUGUCACUUUCUACGUCACCAACUGGUGGGACUUGGCCCCUUGGCUUUCGAAGAUUGGUCUUGCUCGCCAGCAGCAGAUCAACACCAUCCACUACGAGUCGUCGAGCUAUUGGUAUGGCACCUUCCAAUCCCAGGAAACACUUCGACACUUGGGAACUAGGGCUGCCCGACAUCGCAAGUGGGUGUUGCAGGACGUCCAUCAAUCAGGUCCAAUCCUCGGCGACGACAAAGUCUACGUACGGAUGUAUCUUCCAGGAACGAAGAUUUACUGGACCAACGAGCCCAAAAAGAUUGCCGAGAUGUUCGUGGAGAAGUUGAGAGAGAUCAAGAAGCGCCCAGGCAAGAUUAAUAGCUCUGCUGCGUGCUUCCUGCAACCGAUCGCCAAGCUCCUCGACCUGGUCAGCGCAUCGCACAUGGCGAUCUUUGCGUCACACAUCCACAUCAUGCCUCCCCACGCUAAGCACGCCGAGACCGACCUGGCUGCCCGCCCUUUCCGCUUCCUCGAUCUUGCGGCGGAACUGCGCAACCGCAUUUACGAAUAUGCUUUCUUCCGCGUCGAGGUCGAGCUGCCAGUCUCCGGUCCCCGCGACGACAAAAGCGAGAGAUUCCCUCCAGCGCCAAGUCUCCUCGUCGCCUGCAAACAGACCUACACCGAGGCACUCACCAUCUAUUACAGCGAGUCGGCUUUCUACUCCGAGUGCAGCCGACCCAUGCGCCAGUGGCUCGAGUUCAUCGGCUCGAUCCGCCGGCGUCAGGUCAGCUUCGUCGGACACGCAGGACCAAUCCGCAUGGCAAAAUCCGCCAGCCUGAGCCAAGCGAGGUUGCACGAGAUCCCGGAUGAGAAGAUUCAUGUUCGCUUCGUGUUUCCCACCUUGCCGGGCAUUUCUACGUACUGGACCAAUGACCCCGAGGGUACGGCGAAGAAGUUCGGAGAGCAUUUGGGGGAGAUUCGGACGAAGAGGUACGGGGGAUCUCGACCGAUGACGCAUCAUGGACGCUCGUCGUGGCUUAUGCUGGAUUCUUUCGGACUGGGAGAGGACGAGUCGAAGAGUGAUGAUGAAGAUUGA
This is a messenger RNA of Zasmidium cellare ATCC 36951, 1302 nucleotides long. RefSeq lists its product as uncharacterized. The transcript has 5 exons. Lineage: Eukaryota; Fungi; Ascomycota; Dothideomycetes; Mycosphaerellales; Mycosphaerellaceae. Bases 1 to 1302 code for a protein of 433 amino acids. The record is from RefSeq and is a predicted model, not a curated record.